Molecule: messenger RNA, 2076 nt
Organism: Lachancea nothofagi CBS 11611
Lineage: Eukaryota; Fungi; Ascomycota; Saccharomycetes; Saccharomycetales; Saccharomycetaceae
Source: the annotation of a GenBank genome assembly
AUGGUGUCUUCAAAUUCAGCGUCACCAACACGACUUGAAAACGGCACUUCGAAGAAAAGAACUUUCGAAAAUGAACAGAAUAAAACUCAAGAAGCCCUUUCAACAUUUACAGAGCUUAAAAAAUGUACAUAUGCGCUAAAGGAACUAGGAAACUCCAAAUCUCAUGAUUACAUUGAGUGCGACUGCUACGAAGAUCGCCAGAAUGGAAUAAACUUUGCAUGUGGCGAAGAUUCAGACUGCAUCAAUAGACUGACGUUGAUUGAGUGUGUGAAUGAUUUGUGCGGGUCCUGUGGUUACGAUUGUCAGAACCAGCGGUUCCAAGGACGCCAAUAUGCAGCCAUUUCGAUAUUUCAAACGGAAAAGAAAGGUUACGGGGUAAGAGCAGACCGCGACAUUGGUGCCCACGAAUUCAUUUAUGAGUACGUUGGCGAGGUAAUACCAGAGGAUCAAUUCCGGGACCGAAUGGCUGAUUAUGAUCAGAAAGGCUUCAAGCACUUUUACUUUAUGAUGCUUCAGAGCGGUGAAUUCAUUGAUGCCACCAUCAAGGGCUCUCUUGCUAGGUUUUGUAACCAUUCUUGCAAUCCAAACGCAUAUGUCAACAAGUGGGAUGUAGCGGGUAAGUUACGAAUGGGUAUUUUCGCCAAUCGCGACAUUUUACAAGGAGAAGAAAUAACAUUUGACUACAAUGUUGAUAGAUAUGGAGCCACGGCCAUGCCGUGUUACUGCGAUGAACCGAAUUGUAUUGGUUUUCUGGGAGGAAAAACUCAAACAGAUGCGGCAUCACUGCUGCCUCAGAAUUAUGCUGAUGCUCUUGGUGUUGUGCCUGCUGUUGAAAAGAAGUGGAUUAAGCUGAUGAAGGCAAGUGGUCAAAAAAUUGUCAAAAGUGAGGCUAACAAUGUCAAUCUCGAAUUUGUUAACUCCUUGGAAUUAGGCCCCUGUGAAAGCUUCGAUGAUAUAUCUAGAGUAAUGAGUGUCUUGCUGCAGGCAGACGACAUUCUGAUUACUAAAAAGUUGAUGGGAAGAAUUUUGCUCACCCAGGAUCAAACCCUUCAUUAUCAGAUUAUAAAACUUCAUGGGUACAGGUGUUUCAACAAACUUUUAUCUACUUUUGACGAGGAUACGGAUUUCCAAUUGAAGAUUCUAGAUUUUCUCGACUGCCUCCCCAAGACCACCAAAAACGGUAUUUUAUCAUCGCAAAUCGAUAAAAAAUUGGAGGAGCUUAAAUCCCAACCAGAACUUGCGCAAGUGUCUGAUAAGCUCUUGCAUAAAUGGAAGACAUUCGAAACUUACAACCGCAUCACCAAGAAGGAUGUUUCUGACAACAUAUUAGACACGAAGAUGGAUCUACGAAGAAUUAGGCUCCCACCAGGCUGGGAGCUGAUACACGAAAAUGGAAAGCCUGUGUAUUAUAAUGCACAGCAGCAGACUAAGCUACAUCAGCCACCCAAUGGUGCAAGCAAAACAUUUAGUGGCGCAAAAGCACCUAGUCGUAGUUCGACUCCCUCAGAUGUGCCUGCCAACGGAUAUGGUAAUAAGAAGAAUCGUGUUUUUGAUGCAGAGGAAUACGAAAAGAAAAAGCAACAGAGGAUGGAGUAUCAACAAAAGGAACUGGAAAGGAUUAAAAUUGAGGAGACCCGAUUGUCAAAGAUGAAAAUGGAGCUUGAAGAUCAGAAAAAGAGCGAAUUGGAAAAAAUUAUCGCAGAAGUUAACGAACAAAAAGAGCUUGAGAAGCAGGAGAAGAUAAAGAAAGAACAGGAAGCUCAAGAAGAGCAGCAGAGAAGACAGCAGAAGAAGAUACAGCAAUCUAAAGGUGAUUACAUCAUACACAAAUGGAAUAAGUUUUUUGCCGCAGUAGUGCCAAAUAUGGUUAAACACUACGAAAAAAAUCUGGGCAGAGAUCAUAUCAAGGAGUGUGCUCGAGACAUAGCCAAAAUUCUUUCGAGUAAAGAGGUUAAAAAGGAUUCCAAAAAGGGCCCUCCCUCCGAUUUGAGUAAGGAGAAACGGGCUAAAGUACGGGAAUUUACCAAGGCCUACAUGGAGAAGUUUUUGGAAAGAUAUCCACAGCGGAAAAAGUAG